Molecule: messenger RNA, 2240 nt
Organism: Cucurbitaria berberidis CBS 394.84
Lineage: Eukaryota; Fungi; Ascomycota; Dothideomycetes; Pleosporales; Cucurbitariaceae
Product: putative glutamate-cysteine ligase Gcs1
Exons: 6
Coding region: 47-2047 (666 amino acids)
Biological process (GO): glutathione biosynthetic process
Cellular component (GO): glutamate-cysteine ligase complex
Molecular function (GO): glutamate-cysteine ligase activity
Source: RefSeq, a predicted model, not a curated record
GCCCGAGCCAAUCGAACCUUAUUGCACGGCAGGGCUGUAAUUGGCGAUGGGCUUGCUUGCCCUGGGAACGCCGCUUGACUGGCCAGAGGCCAAGCAAGUCGCCGGUCAAGUCAGGUCAUGGGGAAUCGAACAACUACUCGCCAUCUGGCGAAACGCAAAAGGCAAAGAGCGAGAUGCACUACUUUGGGGAGACGAGAUUGAAUACCUAGUUGUAUGCUACGACCAGGAUAAUCACAAGGUCCGGCUGUCUCUUCGCCAAGCGGAUAUCCUGGCUGCACUGGCUAGCGAUGAGAAGCUUUUACAGCAAGGCGGAGGCGUGUCUGAUCUAGUAACAGGAGAUGCCGGGGCCACGGAGAAUCCUGCUCCAGUCUUCCAUCCCGAGUUUGGGAGGUUCAUGCUCGAAGCAACCCCGGGGAAACCAUGGGGCAUCGGGUUCAAAGACCUCCUUGACGUCGAGCCAAACAUGAAAUGGAGACGAACCAUAGCCAAGGACCACAUGGCGGAGACCGAGUUUCCCAUCACAUUAACAACGUUUCCCCGGCUCGGAUCAGCUGACUGUAUCGUCCCAAGUUACCCAGUCUCGGGACCCAAGCUACGCUCCCAAUUCGUCCCGGACGAGAUUGCUAACCCCCACAUCCGCUUCCCGACACUAGCGGCGAAUAUCCGCUGGCGAAGAGGAAGGAAAGUGGAGGUCAAUGUGCCUGUGUUCAAAGACGAGAACACGCCGUGGCCGUGGAAAGACCCUACGGUCAACUAUGAUCUGCACCAAUGGCCUGAAGACGACGAUGUUCGCAACGGUGCAGCCAAGGAUAACUACAUCCACAUGGACGCAAUGGCUUUUGGCAUGGGAAGCUGCUGCUUGCAAAUCACUUUCCAGGCGAGAGAUAUCGAGGAGGGGAGGAAGAUGUACGACCAAUUGAGCCCGUUGGGACCUAUCCUGCUAGCGUUGACGGCCGCAACACCCAUCUACAAGGGCUUCCUUGCUGACACAGAUGUCCGGUGGAAUCAGAUUAGCAGAGCUGUAGAUGAUCGUACACCUGAGGAGAUUGGGGAGAAGCCACUCAAAAACGACCGGUGGCGGCUCCCAAAAUCCCGCUACGCAUCCAACUCUACCUACAUCUCGCAAGACCCGCGCUUACGGCCAGAAUAUCUCGACCCCGACCUAAUCGUCGACACUGACAUCAAACAACGCCUUGUGGAAGGCGGCAUGGACGAUCUGCUAGCAACCCACUUCGCCCACCUCUUUAUCCGCGACCCCAUUGUCGUCUUUGCCGAAGAUCUCGAAGAACUGGAUCUCACAAACGCCGACCAUUUCGAAAACCUGCAGUCGACAAACUGGCAGCACAUGCGCUUCAAGCCGCCGCCAGCCGGCUCCGACAUGGGCUGGCGCGUCGAGUUCCGCCCUAUGGAGAUCCAAGUGACCGACUUUGAGAACGCGGCGUUUUCCAUCUUCAUCGUCCUGCUCACGCGUGCGAUCCUGUCGUUCAAUCUGAACUUUUACAUUCCCAUCACGCUGGUGUCUGAGAACAUGGAGACGGCGCAUAUCCGCGACGCCGUGUCGACGCAAAAGUUCUGGUUCCGCAAGAAUCCCUUCUCAUCGCACAAGUCCAAUGGCAACGGCAACGGCACGUCGUCGAGUCCCGGCGGCGAAACGCAGGCCAGUCGUCCCGCCACGCCGGUCGGCCCCGUCGAGGAUGAAUACGAGCUCAUGACCAUCAACGAAGUCAUCAACGGGCAGACGUCGACAGACGGCGGCUUUCCCGGCCUCAUCCCGCUGGUCGAAUCGUACCUCAACAGCAUGAACGUCGACGUCGAGACGCGCUGCGACCUGGCCACGUACCUCGAUCUCAUUCGGAAGAGAGCAAAUGGCACGUACUGGACGGCUGCGAAGUGGAUCCGCAAUUUUGUCGCGACGCAUGAGGCGUACGAGCGGGACAGUGUGGUUGGCGAUGAGAUUACGUUUGAUCUUGUCAAGGCGGUCGAGCAGAUUACCAAGGAGGAGGGCAGAGAUGGGCUCGGGAGGGAGAUGCUGGGUCUGCGACGCUGAGGGGGUUGGAAUAUCAUGGUUUCGAGGGUAACUGUGCUGCUCAGUGAGUUUUACCUCUAGAUGAAUAGAAUGGCUAGUUGGCUAAAUCUAAACAAUAUGGGUAUCAGUCUCUUUACGCCCAUGCUGCUCCUUGCUCAUCACUCACGACAAUGACGGGUGAAGAGAGUAUAAGUAUUGAAAGUAAGACUCUGAA